Amoebophrya sp. A120 is the source of this 4379-nucleotide messenger RNA. The record is from the annotation of a GenBank genome assembly. NCBI's taxonomy places the organism in Eukaryota, Dinophyceae, Syndiniales, Amoebophryaceae.
UUCACUUUUUCAGCCACUUCGUACCUUGUGGACCUCCUUUCACCGUUACUUUUGUUCGAUCCGAUCCCAUCCAUCGUGGAUAUCUGAUCAGUAGAUCUUUCACACCAGAACUUGAUUUUAUAUGGAGGUAGGCGGCCAGUAGACAGUGAUAGGGAAGUUGUGUGUGCUGCUUUACCGGUGCUAGGACUGAGUCAGUGGUCAUGCGGGUUGUCCUUUCGUCUGCCGUGGCCAUGGCUGGCCUGGCCGCCGCGUCCGAGAAGAGCAGACCAGUGUCCAAGGUGAUCAAGCUUCUGAAGGACAUGCAGGCGCAACUGGAGGCAGAAGGCGAGGAGGUACCUUGUCUUCUAAAUUUAGGCUACACGAAGAUCUCCGCGCCAUUUAGUUUGACACGUCAGCCUUUUCUAAAUACGCGAAAUUUCUGUUGAUGUUGAAUUUGCGACUACUCAUAUGGGUAGGCAUAGCUUGAGCUUGAAGCACCGCUCCCAAAAUUCCCUUUUCAGGAUGAGAGCACCUUUAAGAAGAUGGGUUGCUGGUGCGACACAACAAAAGCAGAGACUGCCGAGGCAAUCGAAACCGACAAGUAUCAACUGUAAAAAUGUCUGGGUCUGGAAGAUUCUGAGACCUGUCAUGCAUGUUUUGCCUUGGCCAUGAUGUCUGUGAUGCAUGCCCUAGCAUCACAGAUUUUUUGAGGGCUUCGCGAUGCCUAUUCCGCAUGACAAAUGCCCUCUCCGCGUAGCAAAAAUUGCAUUCCCUUUGCUGCUCAUGCAAUACAGAUUUUUCUGGAAUCCAAAUUCAGCAUCACAAGUUCCAACUUUCCAGACCCAGACAUUUUUACAUUUGAUAACAAGAAGUGCAUUGCAAAAGCCACGGCCGACAUUGAGCAGGCCACCGGGGCCAAAGCCGCGGCAAAGACGGCAAAAGCUGAGCUCGAGGAGCGCAUCGCCAAGGACACACAGGAUUUGGAAACAGCAACAGAGAUGCGAGCAAAAGAGCUCGCGGCCUUCACGGAAGAGACCAAGGAGAUGGUCCAGGCUAUCGGGGCUCUGAAGAGCGCUAUCACGGUGCUGAAGAAGCACCAGAGCUUUCUGCAGACCGACUCGAAAUUCAAGUCCGUGCGGGACACCCUGAUGAGCAACAUGGAGCUGUUCGACCGCCGACAUCUCGGCGAGAUCUCCGGGCAGCAGAAGCGCGCUCUGUCUAAAUUUCUCCAGCAACCCAGCUUCUCCGCUUACAGGUAUAUCUUCUACCGAAGAAAGUUGAUAUUGCCGCUGUGAUUUUUGAAGGUAUGAUUUUCAAUUCGUGUAUCUUAGUGAAGCUAAAUUGCAAUCUCGCGUUUGUCGAAAAUACCGAAACAUCGAAAAACAGCUCGCAGUCGGGCGAGAUCUUUGGAAUUCUCGAGAACAUGCUGGACACCUUCAAUGCUGAUCUCAAGACCGCCGAGGAAGAGGAGGCCGCGGCGGUGCAGCAGUUCACCGAACUGAAGAAACUGAAGGAAGAGCAGAUUGCCCGCGACACCGAGCAGCUGGGCAAGGAAAACGAAAAGUUCGCGGCUGCCACCACCAAGCUGGCGGACUCGGAGGCCACUAAAGCGGACUGCGAGGACUCUUUGGAAAAGGACACGCAGCUCCUUUACGGAAUGAGAAGCGGCGGAGGAAAGUUCGUUAGUAGAGUUAAGAUUGAACGUGGGUCGGCUGGAGGCGAUGUAGUACUUAGCUAUCGAAAUACUGUUGCGUUCAGCGUUGCUUCGCAGGCACAGCGCUAGACGACAGCGCCAUCGUUUAGUUCAGUUUUGCAUUAAUAAUGAUGACGUGGAUUUCCUGUCGCGCUUCUCUCCUUCCAUACUUUCGCCGAAGCCACUGAGACCUGCACGCAGAAUGAGCAGGAGUACUCGGAGCGCUCGAAGUCCCGCGCUGAGGAGCUUGCCGCUGUCGGUAAGGCCCUGGAAUUCUUGAACAGCGACGAAGCCCAUGAGCUCUUUGGCAAGGCCCUCGGCUUUUUGCAGGUUGCCUCGGACUCUGCCGACAAGGCGCGCGAUGUGCUGCGCAGGGCUGGCCAGCAGUACGGAAACCCGGAGAUCCUCAGCUUGGCACAGAAGGUAAUAAAUAAGGAUGUUUUUUAAAAUUAAAUCCACCUGACAUCAGCACCUCUACUUAUGUGCACAUGCACUCUUACAUCAUGAAGCUGCACUUGCAAAAUUUUUUUAUCUCUCCUGCCCCACCGGGUGACUACAUCAAUGUUUGUCUUUACCUCAGGUGAAGUCCGAUGCUUUCGCGCCGGUCAUCCACGCCAUUGACGACCUGGUGAAGGACAUUAAGGCACAGAUGGCCGAUGACGUCAAGCAGCGGGACACCUGCACCAAGGAGAUCAACGAGCGCACCAAGGUCGUUACCAAGCUCGACAACGAAAUCACCAACCUCAGCGCGGAGAUGGAGCGUCUGGAGGCCGCCAUUGCCACGCUGAAGGAGAACAUCGAGCAGACCGCGGCGGAGAUCAAGGAGGCCGAGGAGCAGCUGUCCAAGGCCUCCGCGCUGCGCCAGCAGGCCAACGUGGACUUCCAGGUCGCGCUGAAGGAUGAAAAGGACAGCAUUGCCGUGCUGAAGAAGGCCGAACAGGUGCUGGCCAAGGUGUACGCCCCGAAGCUGCUGCAGCAGAGCCCGACCUUCAAGACCUACGAGAAGUCCUCCGGCGGCAACAAGGUCUUGUCCAUGAUCGCCACUAUCAUCGCAGAUACUGAAAAGUUAUCAACUGCAAAAAUGUCUGGGUCUGGAAGAUCUGAGACCUGUCAUGCAAGUUUUGCAUGAGCCAUGAUGUCUGUGAUGCAUGCCCUAGGAUCAGAGAUUUUUUGAGGGCUUCUUGAUGCCUAUUCCGCAUGACAAGUGCCCUCUUCCCGUAUCAAAAAUCACAUUUCCUUUGCCGCUCAUGCAAUACAGAUUUUUUUGGAAUCCAAACGCAGCAUCACAAGUUGCAAUCUUCCAGACCCAGACAUUUUUGCAUUUGAUAAAAGUCCGCGGAACUCCGCAUCGCCGAGGAAAAGGCGUCGCAGAAAGAGUAUUUUACAAAAACUACGCCCCGUUUUACUUUUCGCGAUUUUCCUCUUGAUGGGGAACGACAUGUUAACCAUGACAUGUUUUGGGUGAAUUCAAUGCAACGAGUCAAAAAAUGCUGAAAUUCGAAUUUCUCUCAGGUACGAAAAGUUCGUGAAGAACUCCAACGACAGUAUCAAGGACAAGAAGGCGCUGAAGGCCCAGCUCACGGAAGAGAAGGCCAGCAGUGAGGAGAAGCUGCAAGAGACGACGGACAAGAAGAAAUUCACGACCGACAGCCACACGGCCGAGACCGCGGCGCUGGACCAGUGGAAGUCCGACUGCAAGUUAUCAAAUGCAAAAAUGCCUGGGUCUGGAAACUUUUGAUGCAACUCCGUGAAAAGUAAGUGGAGUGCUCUGCAAUUGGCCGCCUCGCAUGACAACUUUUUUCGUGCUUGUGUGAUGCGUAUUUCGCAUGCGAAGCUGCGCUUUUGCACGGCAGGCAGGAGGACCUCUUGGCGGCCACGCAAUACAGAGUGCAGAGUCAUGCCAGACUGGCGUGACAAUCUUCCAGACCCAGACAUAUUUGCACUUGAUACAAGUUCUUGUUCGACAACUUCGAAAUCCGCCAAGAGCACAUGUCCGGCGAGAUUGAGGCUCUGGGCGAGGCAAAGGCUUUCUUAAAGGGGAUGAAGCUGGACUAAACUAAGUACCUAGAAGUGCGCCGUCUGCACCUAGUGGUCCUUCUCUUGUCCGCACAGCGCCAUUUUUCGUAUACAAUUCACAAACUUUUCGUAGGUUUUGAUUACCACUAUGGAUCGUGUCUUUGUCGAGGGAGAGCGGUUUGUACGAUUAAUUUUGCUUUGUUUCACCCGGACAACCAAAUGUGACCCGCUUUCUGGAGAACCCAAACUUUGUUAUUUAUCCUUCAACACUUUUUUAUGGUAUACAAUUCAGCUUUUCACUAUCAGCACAGCUCGUAUUUAGAAUUUUUCAGCAAACUUUGUUCAUAUUUAUUUUCAGCUUCAGGUAGAUAACUUGUAAACAGCGUGUAUGGAAAUAUCAGCAACAGGAUCGUAAACAAUCUUCAGCGACAGGAAGUGGUAUUUGGUCACGACACGUUUCCAGAUUCUCAUUGUACAAAAUUUCCUUCGACGAGGAAUGGUGACAAAUUUAUUUUCAAGACGGGACAGUCUGCGUCGCCCUCGCCAGUUGUUACGCAAUUGAAGUCACCACUGGUUUCACCUUUCUUGAUAAGCUUUCGUCUAGUGUUGAACCAACGUGUAGUCGCGUGCAAAAGUGCAGGAGUUGCUAUUUACCUUCAGAGCAUGGACAACCUGAGAGUUUGGAGAGACG